AUGGCGAUAACCGGUGCAGUCUACAAUUUACUCUUCAGGCGAACUUCUACUUUUGCCAUUUCCAUAAUGGUGGGAGCAGUUGUCUUCGAGAGAAUGUUCGAUCAAGGUGGAGACGCGAUAUUCGAAGAAAUGAAUCGUGGGAAACUGUGGAAGCACAUCAAACACAGAUUCGAAAACAAAGAGGAGGACGACGAGUAAUGCACAGAUGUGACUAACCGUCCCGUUGGCGUCUUCAUCAUUCCUGAAGAAACACUUGGUGCCCAGCCACGUCGACCCUGAUCCACCAGGAGGGAAACUGGACUGAAUAUCCUUGACUUCACAGUCUUGAUUAUUGUGAAGUCACCCACACCACCACCGCAACUCACAUCAACAGAAAGCCAUGUUCAUCGGUCUUCGUUGGAUUAAAUUAUUUUUAAAUAAAGUGUCGCUGAAUCUG
Anguilla rostrata (American eel) is the source of this 436-nucleotide messenger RNA. RefSeq names its product cytochrome b-c1 complex subunit 9-like. Bases 1 to 198 code for a protein of 65 amino acids. Gene Ontology annotation, biological process: mitochondrial electron transport, ubiquinol to cytochrome c. NCBI's taxonomy places the organism in Eukaryota, Metazoa, Chordata, Actinopteri, Anguilliformes, Anguillidae. The record is from RefSeq and is a predicted model, not a curated record. The transcript is spliced from 2 exons.